UUGGUCGCGCGACUGCAGUCGCAAAACAGUUUAACCAAUCAGCGAAGACCAGAAGUGACGUCAGCCUUUGUUUACAUCCGGCCACCUCGUAUGUUAUUUUUUUUCUCGUUGCGCUUGCCUACUGCCGUGAGGUACGAACGACACGUACGUUCCUCCGUGGAUUUUUCCUCGCAUCAGGCGAAUGCCACCACGGCCAGCUUUGGGUACUCGGCCGAGCUCCUCAUCGACGCGAUUAAAAUGUACCCAUAUCUGUAUGACAAGCGGCACCCUUCUUUUAAAGACCGGACAAAGAAGGACCGGGCUUGGGCAGAGAUCGGAAGCAUGUUCGGCAUGUCGACAGCCACAUCACAGCAGAAGAGGCUAACGAGAGAUCACCGCCUCGGCCAAGCCAUGCAGCGGAACCGGAACGUACCCCUGAUACGGCUGAGGAGACUGGUGUCGACACCUGCAGCAAUGAUGAUGCUUCAGCAACCACCUCAAGAGAGCAGCCACCAUCAAAACGGUCACGCUCGUCAAGACGACAACGGACCUGCGAGGGCGCUAGCAAUGCAGGAGAGGGCACAAGCCAUGAAGCUGUGGCGCAAGCGUGCAUGGAGCACCUUGAACACAUCAGAGCGAACAAGGGGGUCAUCAAAAAAGAUAACAUUGGUUUCUUCGCUCUACGUACCGAUGCACGCCUCAGAGAGCUACCAGUGCACAUUGCACAAGAUGUAAUGCAUGCAGUAGAACUUAUGCUGUAUGAAGCAGAGGCAAAAUUGCAUCAGAGCAGUGAAGCAAAUUGAAGUGUUUAUAUAAUGUCAAUGACACCCAUCUUUUUUUAUCUUGUGUUCACUUUUCUAGUCUCAACUUAAAGGGGUCAUGACUGGUCACUCAACAAUUGAUGGUUGUCAGCAAAAAACAAAACUACAGAGUAAAAUGUGCUAGUACACGUGUGAAAAGGGGCCUUAAGAGAUCAUUUUAAUCAAAAAUAUGCCGUAGAAGUGCUCGGCUCCUUAAACUCAACCUACCACAAGUGACCGCCAUUUUGUCAUGGCAUGCGAG
Rhipicephalus microplus (southern cattle tick) is the source of this 1041-nucleotide messenger RNA. RefSeq lists its product as uncharacterized. The record is from RefSeq and is a predicted model, not a curated record. NCBI's taxonomy places the organism in Eukaryota, Metazoa, Arthropoda, Arachnida, Ixodida, Ixodidae.